AUGACAACUUAUGGAGUAACACCACCAGUUUCAUUAGCCAAUCCAACACCUAAAGAAGUAACAUUGAAUGAUACUUUGGUUCAGGAAUUGAAAUCUCGAGGAUCUUUCGAGAACGAAGCAGCGGCCAGAAAGAGAAUCGAAGUGUUGAACACUAUUCAAAAGUUGACUGAAGAAUUCGUAUAUAAAGUAUCAAAGAAUAAGAACAUGUCAGAGGGAAUGGCCAAAGAUGCAGGGGGUAAAAUUUUCACUUAUGGUUCAUAUAGAUUGGGAGUCCAUGGACCAGGAUCUGAUAUUGAUACGUUAGUGGUGGUUCCCAAACAUGUUACCCGUGAAGAUUUUUUCGAAGUAUUUGGUGAAAUCUUGAAGAAGAGACCUGAAUUAGAAGAAAUGGCCCCAGUUCCAGAUGCAUUUGUCCCCAUUAUAAAGAUGGAAUUUGAUGGUAUCCCAAUUGAUUUGAUUUAUGCCAAGUUAGAUUUACCUAAAGUACCAAGAGAUUUAAAGCUUGAUGAUAAGAAUUUACUUCGGAACUUAGAUGAACGAGAUUUAAGAUCUUUGAAUGGUACUAGAGUUACCGAUGAAAUUUUAACUUUGGUGCCAAAACCAACAGUUUUCAAGCAUGCAUUAAGAUGCAUCAAAAUAUGGGCAAAAAGAAGAGCUAUUUAUGCUAAUGUGUUCGGAUUCCCUGGUGGGGUAGCUUGGGCAAUGUUAGUAGCAAGAAUAUGUCAACUUUACCCUAAUGCCGUAGGUGCUGUUAUAGUGGACAAAUUUUUCCAUAUAUAUUCCCAAUGGUCAUGGCCCCAACCGGUUUUAUUAAAACAAAUUGAAGAUGGUCCUUUACAAGUCAGAGUGUGGAACCCAAAAUUAUAUCCUAAUGAUAGAUUGCAUAAAAUGCCCGUAAUAACUCCAGCCUAUCCUUCAAUGUGUGCUACUCACAAUAUCACUGCAUCAACUCAAAAAAUCAUUAUAGAAGAAUUUAAAAGAGGAGCAGAAAUCAUGAACCAAGUAGUUGCUGGUGAAAAGACUUGGUCUGACUUAUUGGCUAAACAUAAUUAUUUCUUCCGUUACAAAUUUUAUUUAUGUGUAGUAGCUGCUACAAAAGACAAUUACGAAGAACAUCUUAAAUGGGCAGGGUUUAUUGAAAGUAGAUUGAGAAUCUUAGUGCAAAAACUAGAAGUAGUGGAAGGAGUUUCCAUUGUUCAUCCAUUUUUUGAAAUCUUCGCUCACUCUUUCAAAGCCAAAGACAAUACCAAAGCUGAUGAGUUGAUAGCUAAAUAUGGAACUCACGAUGGAGAUGCCGUAAUGAAAGAAUUAGAUAAAAUCGAAAACCCCAAUAAGGACGAAAUUAACGCUGAAGAUGUUCCAGUUCAUUUGACUAAAAUGUAUAUUGGUUUAGAUAUAAACUUAAACCCAAAAAGUGAUAAAAAGUUAGAUAUUCAAAAACCAUGUUCAGAAUUCUUCACCCUUUGCAAAGGUUGGGCCACUUAUAAAGAAGAAAGCAAUUUCAUUCAAAUUAAAAAUGUCAAAGUUUACGAUAUGCCUGAUGAUGUUUACGAUGAAGAUGAAACCAGACCCGUCAAACCUUCAAAGAGAAAGAAAGAUCCAUUGAAAGCUCAAAAUAAGAAACGCCCAAAGAGUGAAGUAGCUGCAGCUUAG
This is a messenger RNA of Yamadazyma jaroonii, 1653 nucleotides long. The record is from the annotation of a GenBank genome assembly. NCBI's taxonomy places the organism in Eukaryota, Fungi, Ascomycota, Pichiomycetes, Serinales, Debaryomycetaceae.